Meira miltonrushii is the source of this 1039-nucleotide messenger RNA. RefSeq lists its product as uncharacterized. The transcript is spliced from 2 exons. The record is from RefSeq and is a predicted model, not a curated record. Lineage: Eukaryota; Fungi; Basidiomycota; Exobasidiomycetes; Exobasidiales; Brachybasidiaceae. The coding region runs from base 216 to 944 and encodes 242 amino acids.
CUUUUUUUUAUGACGUCGAAACACUCUAAACAAGGUACGGGCUUGUGGCAAUACAAACAUUAGCUUAAUUCUACUGCAAGCUAUACUCGUCAAGUCUCUCUUCGGAUCUACGGAAGUGAGACGACGCAAGAGCACGGAGGCAUGGCGGUGUUUCUUUGAAGUCAUCUGAGGUAUCAUGUUGCACAUUGUUACAACGCCUAUAAAUAGAGAGGUGAAUGUUGAUGAUUCAAUUCUAUCUCUUCAUUCAAGAAUCCAAUCUUACUUUUAACAUGUUCUUCCCUUCAAUCUUCGUUGCCGCCACAUACGCCUUAAUGGCAUCCGGUUCUGCUAUCCCGGCAGAAAAGAGACAAACUCCUGCCACAUGUAGCACUCAUGCCACCGGUUAUUUGAUCGUUCGUCCUACAGAUGACAGUACCACCCAUUCAGGACCAAUCACUUAUGCUGGAAUUGUGCCAAAUGUCAAGCAUACCGGAAUUGACGGUACAAGUGACUCUAUCAUUGUCACAAAGAACGAUGAUGGAGGCGCUCUUCAACCUCAAGUGUGGGACUUCCUUCAAUGCACCGAUCAAAACGGUCAAAGUCCACCUCCUGGCUAUUCACCACAACCAGGAGGACCUACAGCCAAUUAUUUCGGUAUCUUACGUCCUCAAAAUGCAACACAACAUUGUCUUGCAUUAGAAAGCGAAAAUGAUGCAACAUCAGGCGCACGAAACAGUAUCUUGGACUCUUAUUGUACUCAAGUUCCGGCUCAAUACCGUACAUUCAUGUUUGUCGAUGAGAUUUACGGAGGUAGUAAUGAUGCCGUUGAUCUUUACUUUGCAGAUCAAAAUACUACUUUGGUCAUUUCAAACACACCUCAUGCUGAACUUCAAUUCUUCACCGAUGGUGCUCCUGCCGGACAAAGAACAUAUCAAUUACAACUUUUGCCAAACACUACUCCCUGAUUUCUUAUAAAGGACAUUGCAGACAAGCCCCUCUUGCUGUGUCUCUUAGCUACGAAAUUAUUGUAUCAUUUUAAUGAAAGUCUUGUGUGCGAGCU